ACGCUGUCAUUACUGUGUUUUUGUUAUUGUUGUAUCUAGGUUCGGAAAAGGGCUGUCACGUUGACGAACAGCGGAUUGUCGACGCUGCGUAACGUUUUAUUUUAUUGCAUUUUUUUUUUGCAGAUGGAUUCCAGUUUCAUCUGAUAGAUUCCGUUAUUUUUUGUAAAAGCUGCGACCAACGCAAGCUCCUUGCACAGGUGCAGGUGGGUGUGUCCGCUUUGCCUCGUCACCAUGGAUACGGCCAGGAGGGUGGAGUUUCGGAACGUGGGGCGGAGCUACUUUCCCCAGAGCAGAGUAGAAUGCCACUACACCCUCAGCCCUGAGCACAGCUGGGCCAGCAGCGACUGGAUCGGCCUGUUUAAGGUGGGCUGGACCUCGCUGAGGAAUUACCACACCUUUGUGUGGGCCCUUGUUCCUGGAGGCUACAAAGAGGGAAGCAGUGCUAACUGCUGUGUGCACUUCCACGCCUCGUACCUGCCCGGGCCGGGCCCGGAUGUGUACCAGUUUGUGUACGUGGAUGCCCAGGGGGGCGUGUGCACUCAGAGCUCCCCCUUCUCCUUCUGCGCCCCCAAACCGCUGGAGGAGCUGGUCACCCUGGGGGAGGAGACGCACGGGGAGGAGGACCUGCUGCUGGUCAUACCCCGCGCUGAGCUCCUGCAGGGCCGUCUGGAGCAGUGCCUGCAGGAGAGGGCGGAGCUACUGCAGGCCCGGGAGGCGGCAGAGAGAGGGGAGGAGAGGGAGAAGCAGAAGAGAGAGAGGGAGAAGGAUGAGUGGGAGAGAGCGAGGGAGCAGCUGGAGGAGGACAUGAGAGAACUGCGGGAGAGUCUGAGGCAGAGCCGGGAGACUGUGCAGCAGCUGGAGAAACAACAGCAGGAGGUGCUGUCUUCUCAAGAGGCGGUGGUCAAGGAGAAAGAUGACCUAUUGGCUGAGAGAGCAGACAGCCAGCAGCGAAUCAGAGAGCUGGAGGAGGACAUCAAAUGCCUGACACUUCGAGGGCUGGAGAGAGAGACUGAACUGGAGAGGAUGAAGGACAGGAUGAAGAAGGUGACCACACAGAGGAAGGGUGAGGAGGAUGAGCGAAAGAGACUGCAGACGCAGCUGGAGCAGACUGAGGGCGAGCUGCGCAGCCUGUCUGCAGAGUUUCAGAAGCUGCGCAGCUGCCUGGCCCAGAGGGACACACAGAUCCUGCUGCUGAAAGACUGCAUCACCACACUCACACACAGGCUCAACGCUGCACAGAAGAAAGAGGCGGAGGGCGAGUCGGCCAUUUCGGAUCUGCGCGGUGUUCAGGACCGGCUGAGCGCCAGCGAGCGGGUGGUGGAGGGUCUGAGAGGCGAGCUGAGCGGGCUGGCGGCUCAGAGGGACCGGGGCCAGACGGAGCUGCACCAGGCCCGCAUGCAGGCCGCCCAGCUCACCCUGCAGCUGGCCGACUCCAGCCUGGCCCUGCGGGAGGGCCGCGCCAGCUGGGCGCAGGAGAGAGAGGGUCUGCAGCACACCACGGAGCUGGAGCGAGAGCGUGCAGAGAAGCUGCUGGAGGAGACGCAGCAGAAAGCAGAGUGGCUGCAGGAGGAGAAGAUGGAGAGAGAGAAGGUGGAGGUGGAGCUGGGAAGAGAGAAGGACUGUAACAGGGUGCAGAUGAGCGAGGUGCGCAGGGAGCUGCAGGAGCUCAGGACCAGCCUGCAGGUGUCCCAGAAGGAGAAGGAGCAGCUGGUGCUGAUGAAACAGGAGCUGAUGGAGUACAUUCGGCAGCUGGAGCAGAGAUUGGACGCUGUGGCAGAUGCCAGAUGGAGCGAGUCGGCAUUCUCCUCCAGCCGUCCUGACAGCCCGCUGUCUGACUCAGAGGAUGAGAACCCAGAGGCCCUCCAGCCCACGCGCCCCCAGAGGCCCCUGGGGGCCUAUGGCCUGUGUGACCCCCCCCACACUGACACCCUGCUCCUGACCACCCCGCCACCGUCGCCACCAGAACUGUGCCGGGGGGGCGUGGUCAUCAGCCAGCCCGCCCCCCUCUGCUCUCCACGACAACCAGGGAGUGACACGCUGCCACACAGCUCGGAGUCGGAGGAAGAGGAGCAGGACAUACCCAAGACCAGGGGUCCGAGCUCUGGGGACGAGACUGCCCCCUUGCUGCCCCAAUACAACGAGAUCAUCCUGAGGGAGCUCACUGAUUCCCCUCUGUGGUAAGGCACGGAACUGCCGCUGCACUACCUGGGGUCACCAGCAGGAGGCGAGAGAAGUUUCCACAACUGUUACUUUUUCAUACACCAUACACACUGUUUCAUGAAUACAGCACAGUACAUAUAGAAUUACCUUUGAACAUACAAUAUGUAAAUCUUCAGCCUCACUGAGCUCAGUCAGCAUAUCUCACUGCCCCACACACACACACACACAAAUCAAAAGCAUACUGACUGUAAUAUACAUACUGAUAACAAACAUUUUUUACAGAAAGAUAGACUGGCGAAAUGUGCUUAUUUUUUUCUGUGUGUGUGCUUGUGCGCGUCUGAAUGAGAGACUGUGUGCACGCGUGUGUUUGUGUGGUCACGCAUGUGUUCAGGUGUGCAUGUGUGUGCGAGAAAGUGUGUGCGUACUUGCGUGUCUGCCUGUCUCCCUUUGGAAUAAAGUUUCAACUGGUUUUAGAUUUGACUGCAGCUGGCACCUGCCUGUACUGUAAAAGAAACCUUUAUAACUGCAAUAAGCCACAGUUGCUCUCACCAGCCUAAGCUCACUGGUUUCAGAACGUCACAUUUUUAAAGUUUUUGUGCUUUUAUAUGUGCACAUUUAAUUGUAUAAUCCUUUACUGUUAUUCAUUCUAUGUGUUACAGUUUGAGUUUAAGACUUAGUUCUUGGUUAUAGUCAGAGCUGUAGAGGAAAGUUGGCAGCAAACUGAAGGGGGGGGGAUGAUGUUAGUAUGUAAUGAAAGUAUGUAAGGGCCGUAUUUAACGAAAUUAUGUAAGGACCGUAAAAGGAGGACUUUUGAAACAGGAGAGAGAAAAGGAGUUAAAGCUUCAAGCUAAGCUUCAAAAUGAGGCUUCGGGAAACCUGUUAUGGGCAGGGCUACGCUAGGCCGUCAAAUUCUCACUUACAACUUUAAAAAAAAGAAUUCUGAAAACAUUACAUUACAGGUAAUUAGUUGAUGCUUUCAUCCAAACUGCCCUACAGUUGAUUAGACUAACCAGGGGACAAUCCUCCCCUGGAACAAUGCAGGGUUAAGGGUCUUGCUCAAGGGCCCAACAGCUGUGCAGAUAUUAUCGUGGCUACACCAGGGCUUGAACCACCAACCUUCCAGGUCCCGGUCAUGUACCUUAAACAUUAGGCUGCAUGCUGCUGCCAUGAAAGCCAUUGAAGUGGUGACAUCACUGAGCCUAUGGUAUUGCUCCGCCCAUCGGGGGUCUGUAGCCUUGCUCUCCUGUCACUCGAAAGGCCCGUCCACACCAAGAAUGAUAACUAUAACGAUAGAUAUAUCGUUUUAAAAAUCGUCCUAACUCAAGUGGAUAAGGGGAGUCCACACCAAACCUAUAACGACAACGACAGUGACAAGCAAUAUCGUUUUUUGUUUUUUUUCAGCUGCAUGACAUAGCCGUCCAUACACACAUAGGUGCAGAAUGUUAAGGUUCAUCAGUGUGGAUAGGUGACAUAGACACCGUUCUUUGCGUGGUCAGGCCUUAAAGCUCUGCGCUUAGUGCAGCACACCGGACCGUUAAGCUGUGGCUGAUGUCAUUUUAAGGGGAUAGAAGCGAUGCGGCGAUGAACAGGCUCAAACAGCAACGCGCAAAUGAUCUGCAACGUGGUGAAUUCUCUCGUCAUUUGGCUCUUUGGUUGGCCAGCCAACCUCUCUUUGGAUUUCCCGUUAACCCUAAGAGGUCCUUACGGUGGGAAAAAAAAACACCAAACAGGUGUGUUUAUCUAUAAAAGCACUUUUGAAAUGUUACUGUUUGCGUGGGAUAUGCGUGGUGGAGGCUGUUUAUGGGACACCGUGAGUAGGGUCCAUGCUGCAGUUAAGCUUCAUAUACAUGUGCAGAGACCGGAGUCUUAACUACAGACCAGGCUGUGAUCGUAUAACAAGAGCUACAACCUAGUGUAAUUAAAGUUAGGAUUCCAGUGGGAUGAAAACAUUGAUUUUUAAACAAAAACAAAUUGUUCCAAAUACAUCAUGAUGGUGAAAUGUAACGUGAUACAAAAUGCCUCUAAAUACAUUUAUUUUGUGGGCUACUUUACUUAAUAUAUCGCGACUCAUGAUGUUCGUAUUCGCUAUCAUGUGUGUCUUAUCACAGAAAAGUGAGAGGCUUAACCGUUCUUUUUUUUUUUUGGAGAAAUGAGCACUAUAUAAAUGAAGCAAAGCUGAAGCAUGUAAGGAUCUCACGAGUGACAGGGCUCUUUGGUCACAUCACCCCCACAGUAGGUGUUCCCCUGACACAUGAAGUUUUCUGGUUGGUUGUUGUCAGUGAGUGAUUCACCUGGCCAGCGCUAGCUCUUCUGUAGUGCAUGGUGGCAAGUGCUGUUGGAAUAUAAACACUGUGUCAAGGGUGAUGGCAUCAGUGGAGCGCAUGCUAAUCUGCUCACUUUCACAGUUCCACUGGAUAAUUCCCGCCCGCAGAAUGAAUGAAUCAGUGAAUUAAUAAAUUAAUAAGGAAGUAUAAUGAAAGCCUGAGGUUGCAUUUCGGAGUUGCUGGAGCCUUGUCUUCAUUAAAGCAUCUGAGUGACAGCACAGAACACAAGAACACAUACGACGGCCGAUACUUAGCGUUGACAGUGGGUCGUAGUGGGUUAAGGCUGCACUAUGAGAGCACAGGUCAGAAAUGCGUGGACUGUAUGGUGAAAAGGCUGCUUGGAAGGGUGACGUGGAGUUUGAAACUUUAGAAUUUCUCCCAGAAAUAUAUUUUACUGGGGAAGAUCUGUUUCACUUUUUAUUUUUAGCAACUUACAUGAUGGUUUUAAUUGAUUUUGACAUUUACUGUACUGCUCCUAUUCUUACAGCUAGAACAAAUGUGUGUAAAAUCAUGGGUAAUUGCACAUUUAUGAUUUAAUGUAGGCUACUUGCAGUUUUAUAUAAUGCUGUCCAGCGGUUCUAUAGCAAAUAUAUUAUUGUUCUGUUCAUUUCUGUAUUCUACGGUUUCAUAUAUUUGAUCUGAUUUGUCUGUGUUGGGAUGAUAUUAUUCUGAGUGUCUGUUUGCUUUUUUCUUUUUGAUCCUUAUAGCAGCUUUUCUGUUGUUCUCUCUCAGAGAAAAUACCAAAACAAGUUUGUAGCAUCACAGGCGGUCCAACUGGUUUUUCUGAAUUCACCAAAAAAAAAAAAAAACUCCCAUUUUUGGCUAGAAUUUGGGCACGAUUUUUUUGGUGGCCCUUAGGAUUUACAGUGUGCGGUUACAUCCAGGGGUUAGCAUUAUUGGUGCUAUUUCAAACAAACUGAGAGGAAGAGUGCAGGUGGACUACCAUAGAAAUAACUCGUAUUCAACAACAGGCCUGGUUGAUUCCAUCUCUGGCAAGCAUGAUUAAUGGCCAUUACUGCAAAGUACUGAAAUUACAGAACAAGCUCAUUUAUUGUGAGCCCAUUUCUUUGACUAUUAGUUCCCUUUUGAUAAUAACCCCGGUACACUGCACACCUACAAAGUUUGCUACUGAACUUGUUGCAAUUUUAGGAAUUUGAAUUCCUCAUUAUUAUCACAAAAGAAUAUUUCUUGUCAGGUGCAUUUCUAUGCUUUGUACUCGCUAAACUGACACCGCGGAGGGCAAUACGGAUCCGAGCGGAAUUUGAGCGUUGACCGUGUUGCGUUUUAUUCGUUUGAAAAACUGAAAACCGUACUCUAGUUCCUGCGUCAUGCUGCACGCGGCGCGACCGCGUCGUUUCCGUGUUUCCGUUCAGAGCCCUUCGGGUUGCAGCGUCACUUUAUCUUCAGGGCUGGGGGUGUUUUUCUCCUGGGAGGAGGGCGGUUCUGCACCGCAGAGGUGAGCUAACCUGGAACAGGCUGUUCUGUACAGUUGGGCCUGCACAUUUUGGGUUUCUUUAAAGUUUGUUCGUUUUUUUUUUUUUCAUGGAGUGUACCUAACUUCCUCUCCAAAAUGUAUUUUCUGAGCUGAUGUGCCGUGUGCAGGUUAAGUCUCUGGAUUAAAAUACAAUCUGUAUGUAUCA
Molecule: messenger RNA, 6124 nt
Organism: Conger conger (European conger)
Lineage: Eukaryota; Metazoa; Chordata; Actinopteri; Anguilliformes; Congridae
Gene: calcoco1a
Product: calcium binding and coiled-coil domain 1a
Exons: 15
Coding region: 232-2181 (649 amino acids)
Source: RefSeq, a predicted model, not a curated record